Messenger RNA from Maylandia zebra (zebra mbuna), 3920 nucleotides. RefSeq names its product RNA binding motif protein 46 (gene rbm46). NCBI's taxonomy places the organism in Eukaryota, Metazoa, Chordata, Actinopteri, Cichliformes, Cichlidae. Gene Ontology annotation, molecular function: RNA binding. The record is from RefSeq and is a predicted model, not a curated record.
UUCCUGUCACUCACAGGUGUCAGGUUGGCCCGGCCUCUUUUCUCGGUGAGUCGUUGAUGAAGAGCGCAGCAUCGUCCGGGAACGGGAGGGUUUUAUUUCAUUGUGACAGGAAAUGGAGCUGGAAAGAAGCGAGGAUCCCAUGGAGGGAGACGUGGACACGGACUCGGGUGAAGAGGCGAGGCCGCUGGUGAUGGAGGAGGACUUAAAGGUGAUCUGUGCUAAAGAGAUGGCUCUGCUGUCCCUGAUCGAUAAGACGGGCUACAACAUGGUGCAGGAGAACGGGCAGAGGAAGUACGGAGGUCCACCUCCAGGCUGGGAGGGUCCCGCCCCCCCGCGGGGUUGUGAGGUGUUCGUUGGAAAGAUUCCCAGAGACAUGUACGAGGAUGACCUGGUGCCACUGUUCGAGAAAGCCGGCAGGAUCUACGAGUUCAGACUGAUGAUGGAGUUCAGCGGAGAGAACCGCGGCUACGCCUUCGUCAUGUACACCGACAGAGAAGCAGCGCAGAGAGCCAUCCAGAUGCUGGACAACUACGAGGUGCGCCCUGGGAAGUUCAUCGGCGUGUGCGUGAGUCUGGACAACUGCCGCCUCUUCAUCGGCUCCAUCCCCAAAGACAAGAGGAAGGACGAGAUCAUCGAGGAGAUGAGGAAGGUGACGGACGGCGUGGUGGAUGCGAUCGUGUACCCGAGCACCACAGACAAGAACAGAAAUCGAGGUUUCGCCUUUGUGGAGUACGAGUCCCACAAAGCUGCAGCGAUGGCUCGCAGGAAGCUCAUUCCAGGAACUUUCCAGCUGUGGGGUCACUCCAUCCAGGUCGACUGGGCGGAGCCUGAGAAAGAUGUGGAUGAGGAGGUCAUGCAGCGUGUUAGGGUCCUUUAUGUGCGAAACCUCAUGCUGGAGACGUCGGAGGAAACUCUUCGUCAGGAGUUCUCCCGCUUCAAGCCGGGCUGCGUGGAGAGAGUCAAGAAGCUCACCGACUACGCCUUCGUCCACUACCGCUCUCGCAGCGACACCCUCACCGCGCUCAGCCUCAUGAACGGAGCCCAGAUCGACGGAGCCGCUGUGGAGGUGACGCUGGCCAAACCAGCGGGUGUCAAAGACGGAGGUGCAGCUGGCCGGAAGUGCGGCACCAGAGGUAGUCAGGGAGGAGGAGGAGGGAACGGAGGAAACGGGACAUUUGGGCUGCACAAGAAUGAUGGAGGGAUGAUGGGAAGAGACCCAAUGAGACUGGUGUCCCUGCCACUGACAAACCCCUUCUACAGUGGGAGUCGAGAUGACCUGGAGCGCUGCAUGUACCCCCUGCUGCCCGGCACCCCCCUCACUGGCACCAGCCUGCUGUCGCUCAAGCAGAGUCAGAUCACCUCGGCCGUCAGCCUGCUCGACUUUUACUGCUGCAAAAACUGCUGGUUGCCCCCAGAAUACUACCUGUACUCCACACCAGGGCAGGAUGGAAAGCUUCUGUUACUGUACAAGGUGGUGAUACAAUCCACACGAAGGACGUACAUCCCUGACAAGCUGUGUGCUCUGCUGGAUGAUGCCAAGGAGCUUGCUGCUCAGACCACCCUGUGGAACCUGGACUUGUCUUUUCUGAGCGGAGCAUCUUGCGACUCUCCCAGCAGCAACUCUCCUCCUCUCGCCAUUUCCCCACCUGCUGCCACUGUCACCACUCCAGGUGUCCUGACCUGCGCCAGCCGGGCCUUCGCCUCCUGCCUCCCUCCACCUCCUCCACCACCUCAGUCCCCAUACCCCCUCUCCACCCUGUCUUCUCUCUCAUCGCUCAGCCCUGCCGCCUCUCACACUCAGAGACUCUACAUCAGCCCGCAGUCGCCGUUCUACUGAUGUCAUUUUCUGCCAGAGGCGCUGCCUCGCCUGAAGGUCAGAAGUUAAAGGAAGAUCUACUGAAGGAAAAGUGCGAGGAAGAAAAGGCAGGCUGUGUUUCUUACAAUUACGCUGCACACGGUGUAAUUGUAUUGUUAAUGUGCUUUUUUAAAUUAGAGCCUCUGUUAUGUUAACUUUUGUCCUCCUGUUAUGUGGCGAAGGAGGGGGCAGAGUCACUGUUUUAUCAUCCUCUUCUUCUUCUAGAGGAAUUUUUGUAGCUGCUGACUUCCUUCACAAUCCGACUCUAAAUAUGAAGCUCCAAAACAAAAGACCAUUUUUGUCUUUUCUUAUUUUGUGUGAGCUGCUUUGCAUCCAGGCUGAUUUUAAGCACGAGGAAGAAGGAGGCUCUGCAACAACUUUUGUUGUUGGGCUUUUAGUCUCAUUUAAACUGCAUUCAGCACAAACAGAGGCACAGUUAGUUUCUCAUGGUUUUGUUUCACAUUCUAGUUGUUUAGUGUUCAUAAAGAAAAGUUCAUUUAUCAGUAAUUUCAAAAAAACAACAAUGGGGCGGGGGGUCCUUUUAAAGCGUUGAUCUAUCCAAAAGCAGCCGCCUGAGUAAAUAUCCCCUAAUAUUUAUUAUAUUGGCUUUACAAUUGGAGCUUGCAUUUAAUUAUUAUUUUUUUUAAAUUUACAACUAAAAAAGCAGAAGAAAUCAUAAAAUCAGCAUUUUUAUUUAUAUUCACAAAACAAUUAGUAGUUGCAUGCCUUAGUGAUAAUAUUGAUGGUACUUCUUUAUUUUUGGAGACUUUCAUUGUCAUAACAUUUUAGACCUUUAAUUAAAGGGGGUCCUUAGUUAAUGGCGAAAAAGUAGAAUGUUUAAUAAAAAUCAAUAACUCAGUAUUUCUUUUUUAGUAUUUUAUGUUUUAGAGUUUCUCUUUAUGGGACCCAAAAUUCACUUGUUAUUGGUAAUUACUUCAUUUUUAGGCAAGUUUUCAAUUAAAACUAGUAGUAGUAGUAGUAGUUACUGCCAAAAUAAUCAGCAGAUUGAUCAGUUUAAAAGUACAAUUAUUAAUGGUAGGACUACAGAUAAAUGCUGUUUAUUUUGUUUUGUUCUUUCUUUUGGAGACACUUUGAAAUUCCAAAUAAAAUUUUCUAGAAAUUUUAUAAAUGUUUAAAGGUGAUCCGUUUUACAGAAAGUUGUUACAAAAUUACAGAUUUUGCAUAAAUAUUUGGGAGAUGAGGGCGUGCUGUAUGUUUUUUCUUCUUGCAGUUUUACACUUUUAAAGCAAGCAGAAUUUAUAAAUACUUUUCUGCUGUGCAAUGGGGGAGUUUGAAGUUGAGAGGAGAGAGUUGUACACGGUUCCUUAAUAAAUGAAUUCAAACGCACUGAAAGUUGUGCUUGAAGGUUUGAAAUCGAUCGUUUUUAAGAUCAAAGUAACAGCGGAGUGUUUUAAGUUCAUGUUUUUUCUCUCUUUCUUGAUUAGUUUGACUGAUGCAUGUUGCUUGGACUUUAAAUGUUUUAUAUGUAUUUACAGGGACUGUGUUUGCAUAGUUUUACUUCAUGUUCAUUCCCUUGUUUCAUACAAAGUUCCUGCAACAUAUUGCUCUGCUCGACUUUGUUGAUUUUUAGGAGAAAAGGUUUAAUUUGUGUUUAAAACCAGACAGAAGAUUUUGUUUGUGACAGAGAAUCUGAAUAUUUUUAAUGCAUGUCAGAAUAUUCGUCCCAGUUUUUGUUUUAGUGAAAUCCAAACCAGACAGCAGACUGAAAUCUCUUCAGUCGUGAAUAAGAAAAGCAGAAACAAUAGUGAUAGUAAGUCCAAUCAAAAAUCACGAUAGUGUGUAAAAGAAUAAAUCUUAGUUGCUCCCAAUGUGACCGUAUUUAUUAAAAACAGAUAUGAAGUAUUUCACAGCACUCAAAAACAAAAAGUAAUGAAGGGUUUGCUUAUAAACUUGCCACACAGUUAAAUUUCAAGAACAUGAAGAUAAAGAGUUUUGUGUAUUCAUGUGAAUCUCUGUGUUGUAGUUUAGUCUCAGGAAUCUUGUUUCCAAAAAUUAAACAGUGGGAGUAUUUUGGAAUAAAACCCUGCCACAGUUGAUUCACGUA